This is a messenger RNA of Hypomesus transpacificus, 5704 nucleotides long. It is a transcript of the gene adam15, whose product is annotated as ADAM metallopeptidase domain 15. The coding region runs from base 558 to 3491 and encodes 977 amino acids. Gene Ontology annotation, biological process: integrin-mediated signaling pathway; innate immune response; proteolysis. Gene Ontology annotation, molecular function: metalloendopeptidase activity; integrin binding. NCBI's taxonomy places the organism in Eukaryota, Metazoa, Chordata, Actinopteri, Osmeriformes, Osmeridae. The transcript is spliced from 24 exons. The record is from RefSeq and is a predicted model, not a curated record.
ACCAGCGCUGUAAACAUUCAGUGAGCGGCUGUUGCCUACAUGGUUCAAACGCAAGCUCGUCUGUCCUUCGAGAUAGUAGUUUCUGUAUUGACUGCGAAAUAAAAACGAUAACAGUUGGAAAGCCUGUGCACAUAGUACGGCGUAGAACCUGGUAAAAUGUAUGCGUGAAGUUAGCAGUGCGGUAAUUUCGGACGAUGGAAGAACUGCGGUAGCCUGAGCUACGUACGUCGUACCAUUCCGGUCGCGGGACGUUGUAGUGGGACAGGUGAAAUAUAAGACACAUUAUCGUAUCUGAUACCUGUCCUACAAACAUUUUUUUUUUUAUUGCCCAGUAGACAUUUCUGCAAGUCUGAAUACACUGGAUCUAUGAUGGAUUUUCCCUUGAAAUUCACCAGUGCAGUUGACCCAGUGAGGUAGCCGCAGUAAACCUUCUGAUACAACCUGUUGCCUUAUUUUGGGUCCAACUGAAUCCCUUACAAAGCUGUUUUUGCUAACGUAUAUAGAUGCUGUGAAGAAGCUGAAAAACCGACAACUGCUGUCGCUGUCAAUCCGCAAUUAUGUUUGUUUGUCGAGUGCUGGGAAGAUUGUUGUUCCUUCAGACUGUAGUAUUUUGUGUAACAUUCUCUAAAACAUUGACGUUACCAAGUAACAGCGCUAUUGGAAUACUGGACAACAUUGACUCGCAGGAUUUUAUCCUGGAAGAAAGUUAUUCCAAGUCCAGUAAAACGGGAAUUGAGAUUCCCCAAGAAGACGUAUUCAGCACGAACACACCCACAGAAUCAUCUCAUCCCUUACAUUUAAGCCCAGAGCAUCAGCAUGGGAGACAGGGGCCGCCGCUGGAAAGGACCCGGCCCUUCGUGGUGGUGGACGGUCACCAGAAGACCCUGAAUGAAGCCUUGCAGAAAGGUCACCCAGAAAAACUGCAGUUUGGCCUUCAAGUCGGGGACAUCCUCUACUUUUUGGACCUAGAAAAGAACCAUGAUCUCCUUCCCAAGCCGCCGAACGUCUUCUACUAUCUUCCCAACGGAACCGGGAUCUCCGUGGAGGCCGACCAUGUGACACACUGCUACUACCAUGGCACAGUGAGAGGGUUCUCUCAGUCCAGAGUGGCGGUCAGCACAUGCUCUGGUCUCAGAGGCGUCGUGGCCAUCAACUCCACCCUGAGCUUCGAGCUCCGUCCAGAGGAGGACCACGAGGCCGAGGAGAGCGGGGAGCAGAGCGGAGGGGGACAGGAGGAGGGCAUGCUGCUGCUCCUCCCCACCACACCUCUGGAGGGCUCCGGGCUGGGCGGCUGUGGGGUCUCCCACACCCCCGUACCCCCGCUACACGUCGUACCACACGUACACAGGAGUAAGAGAGACAUUCUUUCUGAGACCAAGUACAUUGAGCUAGUGCUUGUUGCUGACCACAAAGAGUACCAGAACUAUCAAAAGAACAACAAAACCAUCAUUUAUAGGCUGCUAGAUGUUGCCAACCAAGUAGAUUGGUUCUACAGACCCCUGAACGUGCGCGUGGCUCUGACAGGGUUAGAGAUCUGGAGCGACCAGGACAAGAUCCAGGUGGAUAAAAGUCCCACCGACACCCUGAACCGCUUCCUGGAGUGGCGGACCCGGGAGUUGCUCCCCCGCCUACGCCAUGACAACGCUCAACUGGUCAUGGGUGAAUCGUUUGAUGGGACCACAGUCGGAAUGGCGUCUCAGUCCUCCAUGUGCUCCAAGGAUCGAUCGGGAGGAGUCAAUGUGGAUCACCUGGUCAGCGUCCUGGGGGUGGCGUCCACUGUGGCCCACGAGCUGGGUCACAACCUGGGCAUGAGCCACGACACGGCCGAGCGGAGGUGCCAGUGCCAGAACGAGCCCCGCCUGGGAGGCUGCAUCAUGGAGCCCUCGACUGGGUUCAUGCCAGGCCAGCUGUUCAGCAGCUGCAGUGCCCGGGACCUCUCCCUCAGCCUGCUCCACGGAGGGGGCAUGUGCCUCUUCAACGUGCCCCAGCCGGACGAGCUCCUGGGGGGGCCGCGAUGUGGGAACCUCUACGUUGAGAAGGGGGAGCAGUGUGACUGCGGCCUCCUGGAUGAGUGUAACGACCCCUGCUGCAACGCCACCACGUGCCAACUGGUUCCUGGGGCACAGUGCUCCUCAGAUGGGAUCUGUUGCGACAACUGCAAGCUGCAUACGGGUGGCUGGGUGUGUCGGGAGCCUCUGGGAGAGUGCGACCUCCCGGAGCACUGCACCGGCAGCUCCCCCUACUGCCCGCCCAACGUCUUCCUCCAGAACGGGGAGCCCUGCGAGGAAGGCUCCUCCUACUGCUACAGCGGAGUGUGCGCCAGCCUCAAGGGCCAGUGCCAGAUGCUGUGGGGACCGAAUGCCACACAAGCUCCAGCCGUCUGCUUCUCUUCAGUCAACAAACAGGGCAACAAAUAUGGCAACUGUGGUCAGCUGGCCAACGGAUCCUACAUCCCAUGCGCUAGCUCGGAUGUGUUUUGUGGGAGGAUACAGUGCCAGGGAGGAAACGACCGUCCUCUGCUGGGCACCAACGCUGAGAUCCUGACCACCAAAGUCCGCCUCAACUACAGCGACUUUGUAUGCCGGGGAACCUACUUUGAUCUGGGCGAUGAUGUUUCAGACCCCGCCAUGGUGGCACAGGGCACUGCCUGUGGUUCUGGCAAGGCCUGUUGGAACCAGAAGUGCCAAGAUGUGUCUGUGUUCGGGGUGGAGGAGUGCCAGAGCAAGUGUAACGGACAUGGGGUGUGCAACAGCAACAAAAACUGUCACUGUGACGUAGGCUGGGCUCCACCCGAUUGUCUUUAUACAGGCCAUGGUGGCAGUGUGGACAGUGGCCCUGCCAGGGCACCCAAAGACUCGGACCCAGCCCGCGUGGCCCUGCUGGUCAUUUUCCUCUUCGUCCUACCGGUGGUGCUCCUCUUCCUCGCCCUGCGCUUCCCUCGCUGUCGCCGUAGCCUCAUCUGCCUGGGGAGUGGCAGCCCUUUUCACAAGGGCGGAGGACGCCAACAGAGUCGAACCCCAGCCACAGAGCUUGUGGAUUCCCGUAAUGGAGACCAGGUCCAACCACUGAGGUACCACUUGAGCCGCCAGAGUGACAUGCCGCUAACGCCACCCUCGAGCAAGGUCAAUGAAAGGCCUGCUCCACCUAAUAAGCCACUCCCCCCUGACCCUGUCCUAAAGCACUUCCAGCCAUCUUCUACUCGUCCGGAUCCUCCAAACAAGCCUCUGCCCCCUGACCCUGUUGUCACAGGCAGCCAGACCGUUGGACCACCUAAACCACCAGUACCCAGAAAACCUUUACCUCUGGACCCCACUUCUCAACUCAGCCACUCUGGGUAUGCAACAUCAGGUGUCCAACUGCAACAUGGAGCAGGUUUGACUCCAGUUCCACCCAAAGGCCCUGCAGUGACAGUCCUCCCAUCCAGACGUGCCCCUUUACCUCCAAUACGGACUUCCCAAGGUCGAACCCUCAACUCAACACCACUAGUUUGACGUUUGGACAUCUGCCAAACCACCCAAAUUCCUAGAUUCCCCAGAACCACGUCCCUACAUAGGAGUCCCAAUGACCCACCUGAGAGGUAGAGAGGCUCUCCAGUAGGAUUUGGAAUCAAAAUCUUUCUCCCUUCAACAAUUUCCUGUUCAUGCUGAGAAGUGAGCCGGACGGCUUGAGGACUUGUGGGAGUGUUUCAGAGCAGAGUUGGGACGGGUCAUUGCAAAAGUGACCUUCAAGAAACCUGAGGCAUUAUGGAUGGUUAAAGGUACAUGGUCACGAUGGAUGAACGAAGUGAAAAUGAGAAGGAUUCCAGUGUCUCUGGGGAUCAUUGAAGUACUACUAGAGUGAACUGACAAAUCAUCCAAACUCUAAUGAGAUCCCAGGCCAGUACAGUGUUAAGAUGUUAGUAUGUGAAAAGGAUGCGAGUAGCACAGAUUUAUUUUCUAUUUUAUUCACUCCUCCCCAAAGCUUCACCCUAGCUGAAUACCUUUGAUAGAUUCUUUCCAAUGCCUGUGUCUGCAACUGUCACAUCUUGUUGAGUACAAACUGUAGGAAAUAAUUUACACUCUGCUUAAAGGACUUGGUUUAUGUGAACUGCAAAGGAAACAAGUCCUGCCCCCAGUUUGUUAUCCGCCUCAAGCACUGACUUGACUCUUAGCACUACACUUGGACUCUGUUUGGAGCCUAGGUUCCAUAUUUGCACAAAAAAAAGCCUUAUCAGAAGUUGUGACUCACUUUGGUUGGAUUUGCCUGAAAAUGACUCAGUUAGUGUCUGUCUUGAAGGGCUUUCGUGUGUUGGAAGACAUGAGAUGACAACGUUGGCAGCCAUUUUCUCACAAAUGAAGCGAUUGUCUAUUUUUUACGGUAAAAUAUACAAUAAAAAAUGCCAAAGAAGGGUUGAGAGAGGUGGAGAUGGUAAACUGGCCAUUGAAAUUUCACGGCUUUUGAUAUACAUGGAUGUGAAAGCCACUCCCUGAAAAUGGACCAAUCCACCAACAGUGGAUUCAUUGCCUUUUUUGUACCAUUCGGUGCACUGUGUGCCGCACUAAUACUGUCCCUUUUAAGCUAAGUGCACUGUUAAAUUGAGGACACUUUCUUUGGAUGAAUGGAUAAAUGCACGUUCAUGUUACAAAGUACAAGUGUUAACCUUGUAACGCAGCAGAUAUUUUAUCUUUACUCACACCACUUCAGCACCAAACCUGGGACAACACACCAACUGAAUGUAUGAUAAAAAAAAAAAAGAUUGAACAUUUUACUGUACUUAACAGUAACAUGUAACUUCAUAUUGACUUCAUAUUUUCUUCUCUACCGGCCUCAAUUUGAUUUGAAUAGCAACAGAUUGCAUUGCUUGUAUGCUAUGUCUUAUAAUACAUUGAAGAUGACACUUCAUAAACUAUAUUUUUAUUGAAAAAUACUGUGCAAAAAGAGAGGAUUCUGUUUAGGUGUUCAUGCCUGUCAAGGACAUUAAAGUCACCAGCUUUUCUGAAAUAUUGGUUCUAAAAAACUAAAUUAUUAGUUCUAAAUCAGACUAAAUUAUGUAGUGUGAUUUCAAGUGAAGGAUUGUCUGACAUUUGGAAAACAUGUUGGACUUGUGUUAAGACUGUUAUGAUUGUGUAAUAUGAGCCUUUAAUAUGAUAGUUAGAGCACACCUUCAUGCUUCCAUUUGAUAUGAAACCAAGAGACAGUAGAUGUUCUCAGUGUUUUUCUGUUGAGCAGUUGCUUGUUAAACUAGUUUUUUCCACUUUCAAAUGGGAUUCUGUCCAAUUUUUACAUCUGUAUUUAAGAUGUAAGACUACAAAUAUGAGUUGAUCUGAAGAUGAUAAGAAAUACAUUUUUACAAUACAUAAUUUGACCCUUGACACAUUUGCUAGUAUCCUUAAACAAGGUCAUAUUAACUUGUAUUAUGAAUAAACCAUGCACUCGUGAAAUUAAGACACCUGCAAAAGCUUAAAAGCACACUCCCUUUAGUUCUGUACGCACAUUUUUCUUAUUGUGAUUCAUGUGAUCUAUAGCACUAUGACCUGACUGUAAUCUGUCUGACCGUAUCUGAUUGUCAAGAAAAGACAUUGCAAAAACUCUAAUGGUCAGGUAGGUAAUGUUGUUGUCUUCUGAAAAGACUCCUCUGUUGUGACCACUGUCUGUAAUUUUCCCACUUUCUCAAUUUUUGAGAUUUUUGCUGCUGGGGGAAAUAAAAUGGACUGAGGUUGGUUGA